AUGCAGGGAAUUGACGGUAGCUUAGUUCAAAUUGGAGCGCCAUACCUCGGCCAAAUGACCGACAACCUAACAGAGCUGUUCCCUGUGCCGGAAAACACUGUCGGGCUCGUUAUUGGAAGAGGAGGCUCUGAGAUUCAGAACAUUCAAAGCAUGUCGGGAUGCCGCGUCCAAAUGUGUCCAGAUGCCGACAGUAGUGGCUAUAGACAAGUCACUCUUCAAGGAAAUCGGGCAAACAUCGAAAAAGCGAAACAACUUAUCAAUGACGUUGUUAUGCGCGCUCAACAACGCCAACAUGGGGGGUCACACGGCCAACAAACGUUUGAUGCUAGCCGGUCUAUCACCAUUGACAUACAAAUUCCCGCUGGAAAAUGCGGCUUGAUCAUCGGCAAGCAAGGCGAAACCAUUCGCCAACUUCAAGAGCAAGCUGGUUGCAAAAUGCUCAUGAUUCAAGAUACCCAAGAAGUUACCGGCGUUCCAAAGCCGCUUCGCAUUUGCGGUGAACCGGAAAAAGUUGAGAUUGCCAGGCGCCUUGUUGCUGAGCUUCUAAGCAAGGAAGAAGGAAACAAUGGUGCCUCACGUGUUGGACAAGAUCCUGCUUCGUCCGCGAAAGGAGAAGUUGUCGUUCCGAGAUCCAGUGUUGGAAUGAUAAUCGGAAAAGGCGGCGAAACAAUCAAGCGGCUCGCAAUGGAAACGGGAACGAAGAUCCAAUUCAAACCGGACGAGGAUCCGAAUUCGGCUGAGCGUUGCGCAGUAAUUAUGGGGACUCGUGAUCAGAUCUAUCAAGCUACUGAACUGAUCACUGAGCUUGUUAACAAAAGUGCAAACAAUCAAAAUCAGACUCAAGAGACUUUUUUCAUGCACAUUCCAGCGAAUAAAACAGGUUUGGUUAUUGGUAAGGGCGGAGAGACCAUUAAACAAAUCAAUUCGGAAAGCGGAGCUCAUUGUGAGCUAUCUCGCGAGGCGCCACCUAAUCCUCAGGAAAAAGUAUUCAUCAUUAAAGGAACACCUCAACAAAUUCAACAUGCUCAACAUAUCAUAAAAAUCAAAGUUGGAGAUAUUCCUCCAAACACUCCGGUUCCGAUGAUUGGUGGUGGAGGUGGUGGACCUAUGAUGGGUAACGGAAAUUUCCCACAUCAGGGACAAUUUAAUGGACAAUAUGGUGCCCAGCCAGUUCAUCAACAGUGGGGUCAACCUAUGCCUCCAAAUGUUCAGUACGCUCAAUAUCAACAAACCGCUACUGGAACUGUUGUCCCACAGCCAUACGCCCAACCGCAACCACAGCCUGGAACAGGACAACCAACAAUUAACCCGGCUACUGGACAGCCGGAUUACUCUGCACAAUGGGCUGAGUACUACAGAAAUGUUGGAUUGAUGGAACAAGCGGCAAUGGUAGAGAAUCAAAUGAAGCAAAAUGCGGCUCGCGCCCAAGCUGCUGCGACCGGAAGCGCGACAUCUACUGCAUACGCUGCUGGAUCCCAGUAUCCCACUGGAGUACCUGGUCCAGUUGCUGCGCAACCAACUACAGGUGCAGGCGGUCAACAAUAUGCACAAUAUCAACCAGUGGGAGGAUUUCCACCAACCAGUCAAUUUCAAGGCCAGGGGCAACCUCAACCAUUCUAA
This is a messenger RNA of Caenorhabditis bovis, 1620 nucleotides long. The record is from the annotation of a GenBank genome assembly. NCBI's taxonomy places the organism in Eukaryota, Metazoa, Nematoda, Chromadorea, Rhabditida, Rhabditidae.